Molecule: messenger RNA, 1678 nt
Organism: Halichondria panicea
Lineage: Eukaryota; Metazoa; Porifera; Demospongiae; Suberitida; Halichondriidae
Exons: 1
Coding region: 9-1499 (496 amino acids)
Source: RefSeq, a predicted model, not a curated record
AAUUCACCAUGAAGCUCACACUGCUAUUGCUAUUGGUGGGUAUUUCCAACUUAUGUGUCAGUGCACAAUCUUCUUCUGCGGAGAGUGGCAUUUCGAAAAGCUUUGAUCAGCAACGAAAUGAGUUAGAGCCAACGGAUCAAGAUGAAGAGGAGCUUGCACAAGCUUUAUCUUCUCUCUUGACACAAACACAGGAAUACGGAGAUGCUCAAGGAAUUGGUGAUGAGGAUGUGGAAACUUUGAAUGCUCUCGCUGAAAUGCAGGAUGAAGAAUUGGAGCAAGCCUUGACUAACGCAAUUGCUGAUGAUGAUGGUGCAUUCAUCACUGCACUUAAGGAUGUACAAAAAAAACAUGGCGAUGAAAAUGCAAGCAUACAAGAUUCUGACACACCAAGCAAAGAAUGGCAUUCUCUGAUUAACGUGAUUGUAAAGACUGAAGAUGAGGAUGGCCGCCUAAGUAAGCAAGGACCUCACCAACUUGAAAGAGAAAGAAGAGAAGCAACAGAAGGUGGUUUCACUAACAAACUUACCGAAACUCAAAAUGAAAAUGAUGAUACAAGCAUGAAUGCUGAGCUUGAGAAAAUAGAGCAAGACAAAGUGAGGGACAAGGAAGCUUUGCAAGUGUUAGCAAAUGCUCUUGCAGAAGUACAGCAAGUAGACCAAACAGAGCAAGAACUUGAAAAUGAACUAGCUUCUAUUCAGUACAGCAACGAGGAUGAUGGAAAUAUUCAAGAUGGUAAACUGAUUAAUGAAGCUAUGAUGGAAAAACUCUCUGCAAAAGAUGAUAAUACUCAAAGUCAAGACCACGAUGAAGAUAUACAAGCAGUUUCGAAUGAGCACAUGCCCUCCAAGCAGGCAGCCGCAAUUCAAAGAGAUGAAAACGCAGCCAAGGUAGUCUCAAAAUUAUAUUCAACGGCUAAGGUACAAUGGAGACGUCGUAGACGAUGGCGACGCCCAACAAGAAUCAUUCGAAGAUCUAUCCGCAGAAUUGUAAGGGUCGUUCGAAAACCAAUUCGCAAAAUUUCAAGGGUAAUUCGAAAAGUUCGCCGCAUUCGUAAACUAAAAAGAAUAAUUCGAAAAGCUAUUAAAAAGAUUCAACCUAAACGCCUAAUCCGCCGGAUAUCAAAAGUUAUCCGAAAGAGUCACCCCAAGAAAGUUUUUGGAACAUUAUCAAAAUUGCUUAAAAUGUUGAAACCAAAAACAAGCUUCUUGAAAAAGCUCAUUGCAAAAGCAGGAAAAUUGCUCAAGAAGGCUGUUAAGUAUCCCAAGAAACUCGGCUCAAAGGCACUUCAGUACGUAUUGGGCUUACUUGGUAAAGGAAAAGAAGUUACUAGCAUCAAAAACAGUUCAGGAGGAAGUACAGGUGAUAAAAAUGGGAAAUCGGGAACAAGGAGUAAAGGAAGAGGAUCUUGGCUGACAAAGCUCACUGAAAAUGAUGGCAACAGUUUCUUGAAGAAAAUGAUUGUCGUUAUCAAAAAGUAUGGGCGUAAACGAAAAGGAUGAACAAGUUAGACCGUGAACAAUAUUAUAGCUAGACAGCCUUAUGAUUAUUAUGCAGUUUAGUACACACAAAUUUUAUAACCUUACAACAGGUGAUUUUUUUGUAUGCAGAUAUGACAUAAUUAUACAGUCAUGUAAAGGGAAGCAGGCCGAAAUUGGCAAAUUCAUUCUCUCUCAAAUAA